AUGGGUUCCAUCCACCAAGACCGCAAACUUUUCACUCCUCUCCAAGUCGGGGACACGACGCUCUCCCACCGCGUUAUAAUGUCACCCCUCACACGAGUCCGUUGUCCAGGAGGCAUUCCUUCUCCUGACGUAGCUGAGUAUUAUGCUCAGCGAGCAACGCUUGGAGGUUUGAUUAUUUCAGAGGGCAUGCAUCCUAGCUUUAUGGGCGGAAACCUCCAUAAUAUCCCAAGCAUGUAUUCCCCUGAGCACAUUCGGAGCUGGAGAGUUGUUACGGAUGCCGUGCAUGCUAGGGGUGGGUAUAUGGUUUGUCAGUUGUGGCAUAUCGGUCGAUUCGGAACCUCUCACACCUUAGGUGGUCGUCAACCUCUCAGCGCCUCGGCCACGAACAGUAAUCUCGUCAAUAGAUUGACGCCUAAGGGUCAGGUCCCGACGGAGACGGCGAAGGAGAUGACACUUGAAGAUAUUAGGGACACGAUUGAGGACCAUGUUCAUGCUGCGAAGUGCGCUAUCGCUGCUGGAUUUGACGGUGUUGAGAUCUCCUCUGCAAAUGGGUACCUCUUCGACCAAUUCCUCAACGAUAGGACCAAUUUGCGAAAAGACCAUUACGGAGGCACCGAAGAGAACCGCGCUCGCUUCAUCCUCGAGACUCUUGACGCAAUGGCCGCUGAAAUCGGUCAUGCAAGGACCGCCGUCAGGUUCAGUCCGUGGGGAACAGUCAUGAUGCCUCUAGCUUCCGAUCCAAUCUCAAACUGGACAUAUGUCUUGAGCGAAGUCGAGAAGCGAGGUCUCGCGUACGUCUGCCUCACUCAGCCUCGCGCCGAUCUCUUCUUGUCUUCUGACAAGAAGCUGGCGACUUUGGCCAAAGCAUCUGAGGAUGGAAUAAUUGCUGCCGAGCCCGAGGAUAUUCACUUGAAGCAUUUCGAAAAAGUGUUGAAGGAUACUCCGACGUUUGCAACAGGCGAGUAUGAUGGCACAAAUUGUUUUGAUGAGGUUGAGAAGGAGGAAUUGGAUGGUGUUACGUUCGGCAGGUGGUUUAUCAGUAAUCCAGAUUUGGUGGAGAAGAUUAGAUUGGGAUUGAGGUUGACGCCGUGGGAUCAAACCACCUUCUAUACACCUGGGCCGAAGGGUUACACUGACUAUCCUGUUGGAGAAGUGGAUCCGAGUGGUCUUUGA
Molecule: messenger RNA, 1173 nt
Organism: Mollisia scopiformis
Lineage: Eukaryota; Fungi; Ascomycota; Leotiomycetes; Helotiales; Mollisiaceae
Product: NADH-flavin oxidoreductase/NADH oxidase
Exons: 4
Coding region: 1-1173 (390 amino acids)
Molecular function (GO): FMN binding; oxidoreductase activity
Source: RefSeq, a predicted model, not a curated record